Molecule: messenger RNA, 2886 nt
Organism: Colletotrichum spaethianum
Lineage: Eukaryota; Fungi; Ascomycota; Sordariomycetes; Glomerellales; Glomerellaceae
Product: leucine--tRNA ligase, mitochondrial
Exons: 2
Coding region: 1-2886 (961 amino acids)
Biological process (GO): leucyl-tRNA aminoacylation; mitochondrial translation
Cellular component (GO): mitochondrion
Molecular function (GO): leucine-tRNA ligase activity; aminoacyl-tRNA deacylase activity; ATP binding
Source: RefSeq, a predicted model, not a curated record
AUGCAAUUGAUUUACGCGAAACACAUUGGCCGUGUGUGGCCCACGCGGGCCAUCGCGACCUUUGCCAAAACUACACGAGCUUCCCCAAUCCUAGCUGCACGACAAUCGCAGUCGUUUACAAGCCCAUAUCUAGCCCAAGCCACGCAGCGACGAAGCUACGCAGACACUAAGCUCGACUUCCCCGCUCUCGACAAGAAAUGGCGCCAGCAGUGGGAAGCCUCCAAAGCGUCCAACUCCGAGGAUGACUCCAGCAAGCCCAGCAAAUAUGUGCUCCCGAUGUUCCCCUACCCGUCUGGCACAUUGCACCUUGGCCAUCUUCGUGUAUACACGAUCGCCGACGUUCUCGCUCGAUAUCACACGAUGCAAGGGUCCCGCGUUAUGCUGCCAAUGGGAUGGGACGCAUUCGGCCUUCCUGCUGAGAACGCUGCCAUCGAUCGUGGCAUUGCCCCCGCAACAUGGACAAAGAGCAACAUUGCCAAGAUGAAGGAACAGUUGGAGGUUAUGAACGGCAAUUGGGACUGGGAGAGGGAACUGACCACUUGCGAUCCCGACUUUUACAAGCACACCCAAAAGAUUUUUCUGAUGAUGCUCGAGCGUGGAUUAGCCUACCAAACCGAAGCGGAGGUUAACUACGACCCUGUUGAUAUGACGGUGCUGGCCAAUGAGCAAGUCGACGCCAAUGGAUGCUCCUGGAGAUCCGGUGCCAAGGUCGAGAAGCGACAGCUUAAGCAAUGGUUCUUCCGUAUUUCCGAGUUUAGAGAAGCCUUGCUAAAGGAUUUGGAUACCCUUGCCAAGGAUGAAGCUUGGCCCGAGAGAGUCCUAGCUAUGCAGAAGAACUGGCUCGGCAAGUCGACGGGCGCCGUAAUUAAGUUCCCCGUCAUGGCCAUGGGCCACGAUAUCCAUGCAGGCAUCGAGGUCUUCACGACGCGGCCGGAUACGCUCUUCGGGGUCCAGUAUGUCGCACUGGCCUCAACUCAUCCCAUUGUAGUCCAAUUGGCGAAGAGCGACCCCGAGCUGCAGGCUUUCCUGGAUACUCUGCCGGGACUACCUCGCGACUCCAAGGUCGGCUACAUGUUACCACACGUGAGGGCUAUCAACCCUCUGGCAUACCAUGAAGAAACUCCCGACGAUACCAAAAAAUCUAUCCCCGUGUACGUCGCGCCGUAUGUGCUAGGGGACUAUGGCGAAGGCGCCGUCAUGGGUGUUCCAGGCCACGAUCUGAGAGAUAACGCCUUCUGGAAGGAACACCGCUACGACGAACCCGUGAGAUUCGUGAUUGCGGCGUCGGAAGACGAGUCAACAUCCGUAAUGGCGAACGAUCCAUUUGUUGAGCAUGGUGUCAUGACAGCUACUAGCGGACCCUUCAAAGGGAAGUCUUCCGAGCAGGCAGGCCAAAUUCUCGUCUCCAUGCUUGAGGCAGCCGAGCUGGCCAAGCCGGUUGAGAAAUGGAGAUUGAGAGACUGGUUGAUCAGUCGCCAGCGUUACUGGGGAACGCCUAUUCCCAUUAUCCACUGCGGCUCCUGCGGCGCAGUUCCUGUUCCGGAUAACCAGCUACCAGUUACAUUGCCUGAUGUUAGCGACCAUUGGACAAAUGGCAAGGCUGGUAAUCCCUUGGAGAGGGCAGAGGAAUGGGUUAACACCAGCUGUCCCAAAUGUGGUGGCCACGCCAAGCGUGACACCGAUACCAUGGAUACAUUUGUAGACUCGAGUUGGUACUACGCGCGCUUUGUGGACCCCCACAACUCAUCAGAGCCCCUAUCUGCCGAAGUUGCCAAGGCCCUGCCCGUAGACUUGUACAUCGGCGGCAUCGAGCAUGCCAUUCUGCACUUGCUCUACGCCAGGUUCAUCUACAAGUUUCUGGCCACAACACCAUUGUUCCCCAGCUCGAGCGAACCCGACGCUGUUCAAGAGCCUUUCAAGAGACUCAUUACGCAGGGAAUGGUGCACGGCAAAACGUACACUGACCCUAAGUCUGGCAAGUUUCUCAAGCCAGACGAGGUCGACUUGAAGGACCCAUCGAACCCCAAAGUCGUAGCCACAGGAGCUACGGCGAACGUGUCGUUUGAGAAGAUGUCCAAGUCCAAGCACAACGGAGUUGAUCCCACCGAGUUCAUCUCCAAGUACGGCGCCGAUGCGACACGAGCUCACAUUCUCUUCCAGGCGCCUGUAAGCGAUAUCCUCAACUGGGACGAGGACAAAAUUGCCGGUGUUACGCGUUGGCUUCACAGGCUGCAUGAUCACGCAGCAAAGCUCCAGAAGAUGUCCAGCGAGGAGAAGUCUGUUGUAGCAUACCUCGAGGAACGAUCAAGCAACUUGUCUUCUUUGAGCGACAGCGAGCUGGCCGCUUGGGAUGCUGACGCUGCCGUCUGGCGAGCCGUCCAGGGCGCCAUCGAAUCCAUCACUCAGUCCUACGAGACUGUCUACUCUAUGAACACCAUCAUUUCAGACCUUAUGAGUCUGACAAAUACGCUCUUGGACAAUGCAGGAGCAAGUACGCUCAUUCAGAGAGAGGCCAUGUCUGUCCUCCUCCGGAUGAUGGCCCCUGUUGCGCCUGCAAUCUCUGAAGAGUGUUGGAGUCUUCUCCACCCCAACUCGGGCUCCAUCUUCGGAUCCGCUGCUUUUCCUACGAAGGACAAUACCACAUCGUUGCUAAAGCCUCGCACGCAGCCUCUGGCUAUCCAGAUCAACGGCAAGCUGCGCGGCGUCGUUGAAGUUCCCAACCCUCCUUCGAGUCUUGAGGGCGAGGCGUUGCGGGAGUGGAUGGUAGCGGAGGUCCUGAAGUCGGAUGAGGGCAAGGCGAAGUUUGCAGGAGGUCAAUUCGACGUGACAUCGCCGAAGAGGGUCAUCCUGGCUCGUGGUGGCAAGACCAUCAAUUUUGUAGUCUAG